Molecule: messenger RNA, 1642 nt
Organism: Medicago truncatula (barrel medic)
Lineage: Eukaryota; Viridiplantae; Streptophyta; Magnoliopsida; Fabales; Fabaceae
Product: glycosyltransferase BC10
Exons: 1
Coding region: 248-1381 (377 amino acids)
Cellular component (GO): membrane
Molecular function (GO): glycosyltransferase activity
Source: RefSeq, a predicted model, not a curated record
AGCUCCAACUUCACCCUUAGUACCUCUGAAUGAGGCCAUAGUACCUCUGAAUCUUAGAAAAGGGAAACAAAAAUCAAGCAUGCAAACCCGAAACCACAUAAUGUAAAUAGCUAGAAAUCACAAAAUGAUUAAGAUUAUGAGUGCUUUGGCUAAUAAUAUGAUAUUUUAUCUUCCUUCAACAUCAAUUUAUAGCAUUAUCUUUGCAUCAUCCCUAGCUUCCUUCUAAAAGCAUCUCUCAUCUCCAACGAUGCUAUCACCAAACCCACUUUCUCUUUUAUGUGCACUACUUCUAUGCUUACCCCUAGCCAUUCUUUUCACCAUCACAAUCACAACUACAACAACAACCACUUCCUCCUCCACCAUGCACAUCCCUAAAAAAUCAAACCCAAACCUCACAACCACUUUCUUAAGUAUAAAUACUCAACACAACAACCAAUCAAACAAACCAACAACAAUAGACGAAUACAAAGAAGAGGAAACGUUGUUCAUUGUAGCCAACCAUACAAAGCGAAAAGCAACAUGGCCAAGAAAAUUAGCAUUCAUGUUCUUAACAACAACUCCUCUUCCAUUUGCUUCAUUAUGGGAAUCUUACUUCAACCAAAUCCCAAAAAAAUUGUACAAUAUCUACAUUCAUGCUGACCCAACAUUCUCUUACGACCCUCCUUUUUCUGGUGUUUUCUCAAACCGUAUCAUUCCUUCAAAACCAACAGCUAGAUUCUCCCCCACUCUCACCUCAGCGGCGCGUCGAUUAGUCGCACGGGCUCUCAUCGACGAUCGUUCAAAUUACAUUUUCAUCCUUCUAUCCUCUUCUUGCAUUCCUCUUCACUCCUUCAAUUUCACUUACCACACUCUUAUUAACUCAAACAAAAGCUUCAUCGAAAUCCUCAACAAUGAACCUAGUUCUUACGACCGCUGGGCGGCGCGUGGAGAACAAGCAAUGCUCCCCACUGUAAAAAUUGAGGAUUUUCGCAUUGGAUCGCAGUUUUGGGCGCUGACACGUAAGCAUGCAAGACUAGUUGUCAGCGAUAGAAAAAUUUGGUCGAAAUUCAACAAACCAUGCAUACGUUUGGACUCGUGUUAUCCGGAGGAGAAUUACUUUUCUACCCUUAUUAACAUGUGGGACCCGAAGGGUUGUGUGCAUGCUACACUCACACACGUGGAUUGGGAAGGAAGAGACGAUGGACAUCCUCGGACUUACGUGGCAGAUGAAGUUUGUCCUGAACUAAUUUGGUCUUUGAGAAGAGAUAGACCAAGAUAUGGUGAUGAUGAUGAUAACGGUGGAUGGAGACGGCGUGAUCCGUUUUUGUUUGCAAGGAAAUUUUCAGCUGAGUGUUUACAACUGUUGACGGAGAUAGCUGAUGGCGUGAUAUUUAAGGACUAGAGAGUAGCAAUCUCAAUGGCGGCUUUCUAGUGUUUUAGGUUGGAGAACCAUUGGAGAGGUUUGGCAAUAAUCUAAAAAGGGAAUUAGACCCCUAUGGUGCUGUAGUCGUAGUCUUGAUUAAGAAAUUAGGUGAUCUUAAGGAAAAAUGUUAUCGAUGAGGGUAAAUGGAAAGUGUAAAUAUCUUCUCUUUUUUAGUGGUUAUGUUAAUUUUCACAAUCGAGCUCAGGACAUUUCUUUAAAACUCCUCAUUUUAUUAAUAUA